GCCUAAAAGUCGAUUGACUGUGUUGAAUGGGACCCCCCUCAAUUACACAUAGUGGUACGCUCCAGUAAGAUGCAUUGUAAAUAUCCGGCCGCUGGAGGACGCACAAGAACUGUCAUUUCAAAGACAUCUGUUCUUUGUUUAAUUCUUUUGCUAGGUGUAGCUUUUAUUGUUUGGGGCGCGGUGGUAUGUGUAUCCGUUCGGUGCUUGAAAUCAAGACAUCUCAUUUCGUUUUAACCAGACAAAAAAUAUAGCGGGCCUUCAAAAUAAAAGCGCAGCAUUUUUGACAGCGCUGCUUGCGGACUGAUAAACACACAGAUGCCUUGUGUCAGAAAACAGAACAAACUGGAUCCAACAGCUCCAGACUGAAAAACACAUUCUAGUUGUGCUUAGGCUGGCGCGGUGCUGCCAUCUCCUGGUUGCCGGCAAAAAAGCGGCACUGCUGGCCAAUCCUCCACUGUACCAAAACACCAGCGGUCCUCCAGCGCCUGUCACACACGUUUAUCUGUGAGAGCUGUACCGUCCAGUCCUCCGAGCGGAGUGGGGCUCUUAUAGGGGGGGAUACGCGGUCACAGAAGGGACUCAAAAGGGCUGGCUGCGGUUUCGUCGAGGAGUUUAUUUUUGAGAUAUGAGUCAGCGUAACACAAUAUUCAAGCUUGCCAGCUAGUGGUGUGUGAUCUGGAGGGAGAGGAAAGGACAGCAGAGAAUAUGGAGGUGUCUGAUGGCUUGCUGCUGCAGGUCAACAAUGGAGAGCAGUGGUGUAACCGCUGGAAACAUCCCAAUGAAGACUCGGACCGCAGCACCAGCCCGUCUGUCCUGCGCUGUGUUACCAGUACAUGGAAAGAGGGUCUGCUGAACAGAAAGAGGCCCUUUGUGGGCCGCUGCUGUCACUCCUGCACACCACAGAGCUGGGAGAGACUCUUCAAUGCCAGUAUUCCAUCUCUGGGACUACGCAAUGUCAUCUACAUCAAUGAAACCCACACCAGACAGCGCGGAUGGCUGGCACGCAGGCUGAGUUAUGUGCUGUUUGUCAUGGAGAGAGAUGUCAACAAGGACAUGUUCACCAGGAAUGUAGUGGACAACGUGCUCAACAACAGCAGGGUGGAGGGUGCUAUUGUGGAGGUGGCCGCAGAUCUGGAUGCUGCAGCCAGUCAGUCUGGCCAGGAGCAGAAAGCUGUCAGUAAAGUGAAGCAGAAAGCCAGGGCAUUCCUCCAGGAGAUGGUGGCCAACAUUUCACCAGCCUUUAUCAGGCUGACAGGAUGGGUCCUUCUGAGGCUCUUUAACGGUUUCUUCUGGAGCAUCCAGAUCCACAAGGGCCAGCUGGAAAUGGUCAAGAAAGCUGCCACAGAGCAAAAUGUGCCCAUGGUUUUCCUGCCCGUACACAAAUCCCACAUCGACUACCUGCUCAUCACCUUGAUCCUGUUCUGUCACAACAUCAAAGCCCCGCACAUUGCUGCAGGAAACAACCUAAGCAUCCCUAUCCUCAGCACUCUGAUCCGUAAACUUGGAGGAUUCUUCAUACGACGGAAAAUGGAGGAGACGGAGGACGGGAAGAAAGACAUUCUGUACCGGUCGCUCUUACAAGCAUAUACGGAGGAGUUGUUGCGUCAGCAGCAGUUUUUGGAGGUCUACCUGGAGGGGACCCGCUCCCGCAGUGGCAAGCCGUCUACAGCUCGUGCCGGCAUGCUGUCCCUUGUGGUUGACACGCUUUGCACUGGGUCCAUCCCAGACGUGCUGGUGGUGCCGGUCGGCAUCUCCUAUGAUCGUAUUAUUGAGGGCAACUACAAUAGCGAGCAGCUGGGCAAACCGAAGAAGAAUGAGAGUCUGUGGGGAAUAGCAUGUGGAGUGUUCAGGAUGCUGAGGAAAAACUACGGCUGUGUGAGAGUUGACUUCAACCAGCCCUUCUCCCUAAAGGAGUACCUGGACUCCCAGAGAAGCCGCCAUGUUCCACCACCAGUCUCCCUGGAGCACACCUUGAUGCCCAUGAUCAUCUCUGCUCAACCCGAUGCUCAGCUGUUUGAGGGGCAGGAGGAGGAGCAGCUGAACCGAGAGCUGCCCGACGACAUCUUGAGACGACAACUUAUUAACAACCUGGCCAAGCACGUCCUCUUCACGGCUAAUAAGUCCUCAGCGAUCAUGUCUACCCACAUCAUAGCCUGUCUUCUGCUUUACAGACACAGACAGGGGGUUGUGCUGUCCAAGCUGGUGGAAGACUUCUUCAACAUGAAGGAGGAGAUCCUGUCGCGGGAUUUCGAUCUGGGCUUUUCGGGAAACUCCGAGGAUGUGGUCAUGCGUGCCCUCCACCUGCUGGGAAACUGCGUCAACGUGACCAGCAGUGCAAACCGCAACGGAGAGUUCACGAUCGCGCCGAGCCAAACUGUACCGGCGCUUUUCGAGCUCAACUUUUACAGCAAUGGCCUUUUCCAUGUCUUCAUUUCUGAUGCAAUCAUCGCCUGCAGCAUCCUGUCACUGCAGCGAGAGAUGGUGGUGGAAUCGGAGUCUGAUAAUCUGCCUGGUGGUCUCAAUAGUCUCCCUAUCAGUCAGGAGAGACUCAUUCGCAAAGCUGCCGGGCUCUCCCACUUCCUUAUCAAUGAGGUCACUGUGGCACCGCCCUGUCAGACUAUUUACCAGGUUUUCCACGAUGCUGUGACCCGAUUGAUCCAGUACGGAGUUCUGUACGUGGCAGAGGAGGACCAGGAGGAACUGAGUCCCAGCCCCACAGACGAACCGUGGCCCAAAAAGUUUCCUGAGCCCCUUUCCUGGAGAAGCGACGAGGAAGAUGAAGACAGCGACUUUGGAGAGGAGCAGAGAGAUCGCUACCUAAAGGUGAGCGUCUCCACAGAGCACCAGGAGUUCUUUGUCUUCUUGCAGCGACUCGUCAGCCCCGUGCUAGAGGCCUAUAGCGGGGCGGCGAUUUUUGUCCACAGUCUGAGUCAGCCAAUGUCUGAGUCCGACUACACCGGGAGGCUCUUCAGAUACCUGCUCACCCGCACAGAGCGAGGAGUGGCUGCUUAUGGUGAAAGUGCAACGCAUUAUUUGGUGAAGAAUACAGUGAGGACAUUCAAGGAGCUUGGGGUCCUGAAGGAGAGACGGGAGAACCGGGUGACGACUCUACAGCUGAGCAGCACUUUUCUACCUCAGGCCAAUCGGAACAAACUCCUGCAGUACAUCUUAGGUUUCACCCUGCUGUGACCGAGACACCUUUCAGACCCCAGGCUCCUUCCAACAAAGGGCUUCUACUGGUUACUUCUAAACAAUCCCAGGUGCUACUCUGUGGAAAGCUUUACCAGGAAGUGCCUUCACGUAACAGCCGCUAACCAUUAGCUGUUAGCCGGAAGAGACUUGAAGCCAGUCUUCCCGUUUGGUUCCAGUCUACGACUCCCUGUCUUAGAACUGCACAGCUGAUGAAACGCGUGUAUCAUUCUUUGAAGAGGUACCUCCCUUUGGGAACCUCCUGUCGUGAAGUCAUGAGGUUUUAAUAAUGAUCACGAUUUUAAGAUAUACUCAAGCAGGUUAGUGAAUAAGAAUCACUUUUACAGCAAUCUGAAUAAAUCAAGCUGCCUUUCGUCUAUACAAGUGAACAAGCAAAAUAUGCAUAGGAAAUAAUGGUAAAUAUUACCAUCAACAAAGGCAUUUUUAUGUUGAUUAUUUCUGCUCGUUUGUAAAACUGCUGUAUUCUCUCCAGUGCGCUCCACUAUCAUAUAGUAGAAAAACAUGUAAAAUGUAGUUUGAUGAAAGGCUCAUUUUGAAAAUUGAAAAACUGUACAUAAACCACAAGAUCAAUGUCUCUCAUGUAUAGUGCAUUUAAUAAAUGCACACUUGUGUCAUUGGAUUCCCUGCAAAAUGCAUACAUAUCCAGAUUUUCCUCAACAAAACCUUCUGUCAAAGUCAAAUCCACCCUGUAGACAGCUUUGGUCAGUUAUUUCCCAGUCAAUCAGUCGAGCUGUGCAACAAUAUCUACCUGGCAAACACGAAAAGAACGAGCAUCUACAGUUAAGUGCAUUCAAACCACUAAUAUCUAAGUGCAUUCAGUUCCACUUUUCGUUUCUUGAUGAAAAGUGACUUUGAUCUCUCUGUUUAACACCUUUUUUCACUUUUCAAUGAAUGUGACAUAGCGCAGCACUUACAAUACCAGCCAUCACAUCCACUGAAGUUCAGCUACAACAAGCUCAGAAGCUCUUUGGUCAUGCCUUUCAGGUUCAGGGAAAGCAGAGAUAUGGGAUAACCAUGUUUUUCACCCGAUUAUAAGCUCACUGUAGAAAAGCCGUCAUAGCAUCACCUCGAUCCAAUGGUUGGGCAUUCACAAGGCAGAAGAGCUGCAUAGUGUGGUGAUAAUAAAUGGUACAUAGCCGCUGUGUAAUCCAUCCCAGGAAAAGGUCAAGACUGUAAGAGCUGGCUGUUUGUGUGAACAAGAUAUAGUGUCUCUGUUGUACUGUCAUGAAAGAAAGGAGGGGACGUCUUCCUCCUUUGGUUUCUUUUACAUGCAGACUGCUGCAAGGAGCAGUGAUAUUUCUGAAAAUAACAGUCUGUCAGGUUUACCUUUUCUUUACUGUUCUCGGUUAAGAUUUUCAAAAUCAGUCUAAAAUUGUCAUAAAAACACACUUCAGACUACCAGGAGCUUGUGAUCAAAACGCAUGUGAUUAAAAAGAAAAAAAAAAGAGUCAGGCAGGUUAGAAGUAAAGGCAAUGAGUCGGUCAGGAACAUUGAAAAAACAAAAAACAGUAGUGAGGAUUCUCAGUCAUCCAGGCCGUGGUAUAUCUAAGAGCUUUACGAAGGCAACUGGGCAAAAGAAACACAAGAUAAACUAAAGAAAAUCAAAUCAAAUCCAGUUGCCUUCGUACAGCACUUGGAUAUAUAUAAAAAACAUACCAGAACUCCAUGCGUGAAAUUAAACCCUCAUAGUGAAACCUCACUGCACAGAGCCUGUGCAUUCAGCUGCAGAACAUUUCUCAUUAUUAGUGUAAGAUAACGUCACAGGACUCAAUAUUUAGCUCUUGUCUAUAUAUGUGCGUAAGUCUGCGUCUGAAUAGAUUUUGCAUAGAACAUAAACGUACAACAUCUAGGCUAAUGUUGGUGAAUGAGUGAAACCAACUGACGGGAAGAAGGAGAGGGGGAGGGAGUGUGUUCGGAGAGGGCAGAGUAAGUUUGAUGAAUAGUUGGUGCUUUUGCGAUGGGAGGUUGAGCCAAACCGUGACUGAUGAAGUGAAGGCGGUCUGACUGAACUGACAUUCUCAGCCCGUCAGGGCAAUGAAGUAAACAGGAAGUGGGUGUCUGUUGUUGUAUAUUUAAAUGAAUAUUUGUGCUUAAAGACAAGUCUGCAUCACUGCUGGUACCAGUUAACUUAAAAGCUUUUUGUUUUCUAAACUUUAUUUAAUAAUAUAAACCUGCAUAUUUUCAUGCAGAUUUUGCAAAUCUGUGUACAAGAUUUUCCUGAAAUGGAAAAAAAAAAGAACCUGUGGAGGAUUAGUGAGAGACACCCAUAGCAUGUCGAAGAACAGAAAAGUAUGUUAUUAAAAACGGGAGCGCGGUCAGAGUGCGGCAAAAAAUAACAAAGUUCCGAGGGAGCAUCUUGACGUUCAAAGCAUUUCUGAGCCCACCGUCUGUACGAGUCCCCACACCGAGGGGACCCCUCCGCCAAGAUACAAACCACUUCAUGUACUGUACUGCAUGUUUCCUCUGGUCGCCUUUAAUCAUGGACACUUCAGUGUGAACUCUACUUAACCUGAGAAUUGUAUUUUACAGUUUAGUGUGUGAAUUGUGUCGCAGAGACCAGUAGUUUUUUUGUUUUUGUUUUUUUGUUUCCGUGUAGGAGAUGAAAUGUGUUACCUCUUGAAUGUAUCUCAUCUGUCCCCAUAAAGGUCAAUGUGAUAUUGUAGAAUUCUCAGUGGAGUCGGUACAGAAAUGAUGGGGAUGGUUGAGACUCAUCGAUAAUGAAGCUGCAUUAACGACAUCCCUCUACGACUAUGUAACUUUGUAGGAUAAAAACAAAAAUGCCUGUAUCUGGGGAGCAGGUGCCUUUUUAAUGCACUGUAGUGUUCUUUGGUUGUGUUUUUUUGUUUUGUUUUUUUCUGGUUCUGUUUUUGUGCAUGUUAACAAAAAGGUUUAUUUCGUGUGAGAAUCCAAAAGAACACUGUAGAUUGUAACUUAAAAAAAAACAACAACACACACACACAAGAGAACUUGUGGUCAUAAUAAGAAGAAUCACCAGCUACUAAAAAAAAAAGUCACUUUUUUUUGUUUUUGCUUUCUCGGAGCAAAGCACAAUUGGCAUUAUUGGAUUUUCUUUUUAAAUAAAUUAAUGAUAGAUUAACAA
Molecule: messenger RNA, 6310 nt
Organism: Acanthopagrus latus (yellowfin seabream)
Lineage: Eukaryota; Metazoa; Chordata; Actinopteri; Spariformes; Sparidae
Gene: gpam
Product: glycerol-3-phosphate acyltransferase, mitochondrial
Exons: 21
Coding region: 706-3189 (827 amino acids)
Biological process (GO): phospholipid biosynthetic process
Cellular component (GO): mitochondrial membrane; plasma membrane
Molecular function (GO): glycerol-3-phosphate O-acyltransferase activity
Source: RefSeq, a predicted model, not a curated record